Messenger RNA from Pleurotus ostreatus (oyster mushroom), 3381 nucleotides. RefSeq lists its product as uncharacterized. Gene Ontology annotation, cellular component: cytoplasm. Lineage: Eukaryota; Fungi; Basidiomycota; Agaricomycetes; Agaricales; Pleurotaceae. Gene Ontology annotation, biological process: chromatin remodeling. The transcript has 2 exons. The record is from RefSeq and is a predicted model, not a curated record. Bases 1 to 3381 code for a protein of 1126 amino acids.
AUGUCCACAAGUCAAGAAUCGAGCGAUGCUUUCAGAAGGCUCAAAGCAAUAUGUGUUCCUUUGCUCAAUGCAUAUCUCCUCACGCCCUCGUCUAUCCCCCAAACGUUGCAUCUGCUGAAGAAUCUACACGAUGAGCUGCGCGCCGUCACUGCGUCCGGAGACUCCAUACCUCCUUCGCUAGCCGGAUACGUGUUUUUCCCGUUGUCGUCCAUAUUGCGGCGCAAUGCACCAUUGGCUAUUCCAGAUCAAGUCAUGGAGAAGGUCCUUCUCAAUCUAAGUAUCUUGAUAGAUGCUUGGUGGUGGAGCUGCGACCUCGGUGUAUGGGAACAAAUGGUGAUGUUGUGUGGUGCCGUAGUUAGCGGCAUGGAGAACAGGAAUCGUGAUGAAGAGACGAAAACGGCAGCCGCGCGAUGUCUGCUCGCUUUGCUCCGUGAACGCACUGCCGAAGAGGCCGUUCAGCGAGCUUACGCCUCCACGCGUUCUGCUGAACGACUGCUCGAGUUUCAGCAACACGCUCGAUCACCCAAGUUAGUGCCGAUAAUAGGACAGACACUAAACGCAUUGCUGGACACGGCGCAAUCCCCUCAUCUAGCCUUACAAGACCUAUGUCUCCAACUUCUAUCUCUGUUGAUCAGAAUCUAUGCACCAGAAAAUCUGGUGCCGUCCGUAUUACCAGGCGUAUUGAGCGGAAUGGUUAAGGUUGCGUUGGGUAUUUCUCGAUCUACAGGUCGAGCCUCCGGGUCAGCCGUAUCUGGAGCGCUGCAAGUUAUGUCGGAUAUCAUUGUCCACGCCAUCGGAGACGAAAUCUGUAUUGCGGAAGGAGCUAUCCGCCCAGUUACUACACUGGAAGAAUUGGCGACUCUGGGUCAACAAACACAUCCUCCUCACGGGGUACAGGAUCAGCCCUACAUGACAGCCAGGACGCCUUCAUGGCUACGCGGAACUUCGUCUCAGGUCCAUAUUGGGUUGAACUCAUUGACCUCACUAGUCUCGCACCCCACUCCCUCCGCCUUGCUGGCCUUGGUCAAAUUCUCCGCAACCGUUCUCCGAAAGACGCCAGAGACCUUACCCCAAUCGAGCCCUCUUCUGCUUUCGCUCCUUCUCUCGCUUUCCAACAGUGAUUUUGAAAGCGUGGCUACCUCUGCCCACGUGGCCCUCGUCGAGUCACUCGCGACCCAAGACAGAUCACGGCAUCAUUUCACUCAAAUAUUGGUGCAACUGACCCGCGAUAACCUCGCCUCCCUUCCACGAUUCAUUACAUCCCAGUCGGAGGUGAAAGUUGCUCAUGCUGCGAACACCAUUUCUGCAGUAUGCCAUCUGGCAUCCUCGCCGAACUCUCCUCAGGCAACGUUCAGCCAGAUUCCUCAUAGCAUUGGAAAGUUGCUAGGACCCAGUGGGGGCAUAGAAAAGUGGGGAUGGACCUUACUCUCGGUGCUGGAGUUCGUCAAACCACAUGUACUGGAAUCCGACGUCUCUGUUCGCCAGAUGCUAGAGAAUGAUCAGAAAGAAAAGAUAUCCUUCACCUACGUCCCUUUAAAGUAUAUCUCGUCUCACGACACGUAUACCGCCCUGGCGAGGAUGCUCAACGCCCUUGGUCAUACCGCUGGCGACGAAUGCCUCUUCGCUAUUGAAUGGUUCGCUAAUAUCGCUUAUAACAACACGAACAGUCAGGCGGUCGCGGCGUUGUGGUGCGCCUGCCGCCUGAUGGAAGGGCUGGCAGAAAUGUCGCUCGCUGACAACAAGGUCCCGGACCCCGUCAAACAGAGACACAGCAAGAGGCUAGAAAAGACGGCAAGAAUGUUAUCGAAAAAGUUCAGUGGUUUAUGGGACAAACCAUCUCAAGAGCCUGAAGCAGAGACUCCGGAUGGCCUCCAGACGCACGAAGAGUCGGCUUCCGUAGAAUUCAUACAGGGUUUGGUUCCUCUCCAUCGUACAUUGCGACUUGUACGUGAAGGUGCAGCGAAACACGAUGUCCCACUGUCCCAGCCGUUCAUCCACCAGACAUUCAGCCUUCAGAUCAUCGCAGUGGCUGCCGGAAUCUUGCGAGCUCGAUUCGCGCCGUUACUUCUUUACACACUCUAUCCGGUCCUGCACUCCCUUACCUCGCCAGAUCCCCUCGUGCUCUCUACAGCUAUGUCAACCUUAGAUUUCAUCACGAUGUCUACAUCCUACGCAUCGCCAUCUAAUCUCCUUCUUUCCAACUUUGACUACGCACUGGACGGCGUGUCCCGGAGAUUGACCAAGCGCUGGCUGGAUAUCGAUGCCACUAAGGUUCUAGCGUUGCUAGUGCGCUUGGUGGGCAGCGAUGUCGUCGAUAAGGCUGGUGAUAUCGUGGAAGAGUGCUUUACCAGGCUAGACGAUUAUCAUGGAUAUGAUAUUCUAGUGGACGGAUUGGUCGAGGUUCUAGGCGAAGUUGUCAAGACUAUCGACGGCGAAGAAAUGCCUCAUUCUCGGGUUUCACGGGUAGCUGUGGAAGAUCCUCCCAAUAACUCCCUUGAUGGGCUGUUCCAUUGGCUAUCCCAUCGCAAUGAUCCACCUGCCGAGGAAGAUGACACAGACUAUGGCCCUGUGCCUCGUGAAGCUUGGGGUAAAUUCAAAGGGAAAGAAACCCAGGAGACACAAGAGGAAGAAGAUAUGAAAUCCCCGGACAAGCCCGACGACUCAGAAGAUGUGCCUCCAACUGUUGCGCAAACAUUAACGAAACAAAUUGUGGCGCAUUCGCUCUAUUACCUCACCCAUGGUUCUCCCGUCAUCAGAGCGAGAAUACUGGACCUACUAACAUCUUCCGUUCCAAUCUUACCUCAACCAGCGCUGCUUUCAUCAAUUAACACCGCCUGGCCGUUUAUAUUGAAUCGCCUUGCAGAUUCUCAACCCUUUGUUGUGGGCGCAACUGCAGCGCUCAUCGAAGCCCUUGCUCUCCACGCUGGCGCAUUUAUGUUCCGAAGAAUUUGGGACGACAUAUGGCCGCGUUUCCAUAAGAUGCUUGAACAGUUGAACAAAGCAGACAACACCAAUGCCUUGUCUAGGCGAGGAUAUGGAGCAGUGGGCACAGAAUCUGCGUACAGCCACUCACACCGAUUAUAUCGUGCCCUUCUUCGCACAAUGUCAGCUGCGAUGGAAGGCGUAGACCCACAGGAUUCUUCCGUAUGGCAGGUUCUACUAUCGUUCCGUCGAUUCCUUCAUAAGCAAGCGCAUGAAGAGUUACAGACCCAUGCUCGGGCCUUGUAUACUGCGAUAGGAAAAAUCAAUGCUGAUGCCGUGUGGCUGGUGUUGCGCUGCACCCAUGCAAAAUUGGAUCCUUCCAUGACAUUCAUGUAUCAGCCUCAAUGGGACAUCAACGAUAACGUAGAAGCUAUUCUACAUCAUACAGCUUUGAUUUAA